Echinococcus granulosus is the source of this 861-nucleotide messenger RNA. RefSeq names its product Leucine-rich repeat-containing protein 4C. Gene Ontology annotation, cellular component: extracellular region. NCBI's taxonomy places the organism in Eukaryota, Metazoa, Platyhelminthes, Cestoda, Cyclophyllidea, Taeniidae. The record is from RefSeq and is a predicted model, not a curated record. The coding region runs from base 1 to 861 and encodes 286 amino acids. Gene Ontology annotation, molecular function: protein binding. The transcript has 2 exons.
AUGGAAAGAAACCUUCUCUGGAAGAUCACCGAUCAUGCUUUUCACGCGGUACCGCGACUCCAGCGCCUCCUACUUCGGGGCAACCGUCUAGCCGUCCAAGCUGGCAGCUUUUCCAUUGUAGCUCUGCUCCAAUUGAAGCAACUGAGAGAGCUCGAUCUCUCCGAAAAUCCCCUCGGCCAACUGCUUGCUAACUUCUUUCCUCCAUCCUUGCUAGAACUGCGUUUAGAAAACACAAUUCCUGGCCUAGUGUUUCAACCAACCGCUCUCAGCGAACUCAAAAAUCUUCAGGAGCUCAGUCUGGCCAACAACUCCUUCAACGGUUUGCCAAUACACCUGGAUAGCGAAUUACGAUCAUUGAGAAACCUUAAACGUUUGUACUUAAAUGGUAACACUUGGAACUGUGACUGCCAUCUAACCUGGCUUGCUCGUAUAGCACGUGGACUCAAUGCUACUGCAUUGUGUUACAGCCCCGAGGCCCUAAAAAACCGAAUGAUUGCUAAUCUUCCGUUAGCAGAGUUUCAGUGUGCACCGGUAGCGCUAAAUAAGAACGGAGUAGAGAACCGGAUCACCGAGGUGGAAGUCGGUUCGACCGUGACGAUGGUGUGCCACUUCUAUGCGGAGCCCAGAGGUCGGGUUCGGUGGUUCCGUGGUCAGAUGGAAGGUGAGGAGGGAGAGGUAGAACCGACGGCAAUAACAGCGGUGAAGAGAGGUGUGGUUGAGCGAGUUUUAGGAGACUCCCUUACCAAGACCAAUCUUACGUUGCGUGAAGUACAGGCGGGUGUGGACGACGGGGUGUAUCGAUGUGAGGCAGAAAAUGCGCGGGGCAAGGACGCCGUUGUCUUUCGCAUUCGAGCAUCGUGA